AUGAAGAGAAGCUGUUACAUUAAAAAAUAUGAUACCCACAAAAAGAAUGUGGAAAACUGCAAAAAACUACUAAAAAAACUGAAGAAGUUCAGCAAUCAAAAAGAUGUAGCAAAUUAUACUCUAAGCUGCAAUCUACGAGAAGAGUUGGUAGCUGUCUCAGAGAGAAAGGACAUCUGUAAUGCAGUGGGGUCUACACUGACUUGUGAAAAAAUUGUCAAAGAACGAUAUGAAAACAUGAUGCAACAACAGAAAUUAACAAAUAUUUCAAAAGAACAAGCUGAACAGAUUUCAAUACUACAAGCUGAAGUUGAAAGAUUAAGGAUGAAGACAUUUCCUGCGCUUGUUCAAAUGUAAAACUACAGGCAGGAAACACAAAGCCAAAUUAAUCAUUUUUAAAAUAAUUUCAUUUGGGUUAAACGAUUUCUUUUGCUUUCAUUUGGGAAAUUUAAGUAGUCUCCUCUUAGUUGUAUGUUUUAAAUAGCGUGGUGCUUCAUUUUAGCCUUAAUCAGUAUUAAAAUUGCUCUCCUGCAUAAAUAAAUGUGCAAAAUGCUAUGGACUGUUUUCAUUCACAAUGAACAAAAUUUUAAGCCAGAAGGAAAGUAUCCAAAACCUAUUAUAUUCAUUUCACCUUAACUGAAUCAAUCAUAUUUAUGUAGUGAUAAUAUAGGAGAUCUUAAGGACAAAAGAAAUUAUCAGA
Messenger RNA from Tupaia belangeri chinensis (Chinese tree shrew), 697 nucleotides. Its product is annotated as cilia- and flagella-associated protein 43-like. Lineage: Eukaryota; Metazoa; Chordata; Mammalia; Scandentia; Tupaiidae. The record is from RefSeq and is a predicted model, not a curated record. The coding region runs from base 1 to 354 and encodes 117 amino acids. Gene Ontology annotation, cellular component: axoneme. Gene Ontology annotation, biological process: cilium assembly; sperm axoneme assembly. The transcript has 3 exons.